Molecule: messenger RNA, 367 nt
Organism: Paramecium sonneborni
Lineage: Eukaryota; Ciliophora; Oligohymenophorea; Peniculida; Parameciidae
Source: the annotation of a GenBank genome assembly
AUGAAAUUAUCAUUAUUUGGAAUUGCACUAUCUAGUAAAUAAGGAUUAUAUUAAUCUAUUAAAAUAAAUUUAUAACAAAAUAUUGAAGCUAUUUUUACAAUUGUGAUAGUAGUAUGAUAUUUUACAUUAAAAAAAGUAUAAAAAAGAAAUUAUUACAAAAUCAUAAUUUAAACAAAUAAAUUUUAAUGCAUUUGAAGAAUUGAAUGAUUAAAAAUAAUAAUCAGAAAUCAAUCAUAAUUAAACAGAAUCUAUAAAAAGAGAAACAUUAAAACAGAAGGAAAUAAUUUUGGGUAAAGAUUAAAGAAAAGAUAUUAUGAACAAGAUCAUUUAUUAAUUCAUUUCUUUUGAAAGAAAGAGAUAAUAAUGA